AUGCCCACCUUGAAUGUGCCAACGCAUUUCAAUCUCGAUACAUCGGGCGUCGCUGGAUUCUUCGGUGGGGAUGAAGCGAUCUCAGCGAUGGCUACUCUCGCUAACUCAAGAUUUUGGGAUGGUCUAUUCCCUGGUCCAAAUCUCACACCAGCUGAGGCAUUUGGACUAGAUGGGAAACCUGGCCCUCGUUAUUGGGGUGUUUUUUCGGGCACAGAUAUGUCCACCGGUCAUCUGGCGUACCUCGUGGUACAGAAGGCCAAAGAAGUUGAGGAGGUGGUAGAAGUGGAAGGGAGGGAGACCACACCUCUGUCCGUCACCAUCGUCGAUGUCGAAGACGUGAUGCUAAAGCACUCGGAUCAGGCGCCGAUGAUGAGCAUCCAUCAUGCUCUCUUGGCCGCUAUCCCGAUCGUCAUCAGUCUUGCGACGAGCGCUCUGUCCGCAGCUUCAGGAGAUUGGCUAGCAUUUGCCCUCAUCCUGCUAGGAGUGAUGUCAAGCGGCACAUCGUGCUUUGUCAUCGGCUCUGCCCGACUCGAAUUUGCUUCCGUCAAGGAAGCUGCUCCGGGCACCCCGCUUGCAGAUGGGAUACUUCUGACGCGAAACGACGUGGUAAUCGUCAGAGGUGCAGAGAAAGACAUCAAUCCAAUAACGAAAGGCACAUUUGUCCUGAGGAUGGAUGGCGGCCCGGAAUUCAGACGAAUUGGACUCUGCUCGCUUCUCCUCCUCGCGCAAUUCCUUCUCCAACUCCUUUUCAUUCCUCUAGCAACGACAUUCGGACAGAUCAUGUUCAUCUCAUCACUUGCAGCCUCAUGGGCAUAUAACUCAUUUCUGUCAUCACUAGAGCAGGAGAAAAUACAAGUCGAUAUCCUGUGGAAAGCGCUUCAUGAUCCACGAAUGUCGAAAUUUGGGCUCAAAAGCAGAGCUGCUCAAGCAGUUUUUGUAUGUUUAGUUCUCAGCGAUGGCGUCCAAAAGCCAUCUGUUGACUUCAAGCCAAAGAAGGUCUUGGAAUGUUUCAUCUCGAACGACACGAGAGUAUGGAAUACAUGGAGAGACAAAGUGACGAAGGAACUAGAAAAUAACGACGAAGAAAAAUCGUUCAAGCUUAGCCCCGAUGAUCUACGAGGGUUCAAAGAUGAAAGGGUCCUUCUGAAGUCAUUGCUUCAGGAUGCCCAAAAUGCGUAUAGAGGUUAUCAGGAGCACGUACAUAAGAUCAAAGACAAUGGUCACAUUUCUUCGUCAACAGAGAAACAAGUACAUCAACCGCACUGUGGUGUUUAA
Suillus paluster is the source of this 1275-nucleotide messenger RNA. RefSeq lists its product as uncharacterized. Bases 1 to 1275 code for a protein of 424 amino acids. The transcript is spliced from 2 exons. The record is from RefSeq and is a predicted model, not a curated record. Lineage: Eukaryota; Fungi; Basidiomycota; Agaricomycetes; Boletales; Suillaceae.